CGUUCAUAUAGCAACAAGACCACUUUACGUGAAGUGGUUUUCCCUUUCGGAUGAUCAAAUGGGAACGCUAGCAAAGCGAUCUUCCCGAAACGGGUUUCCAGUAAACUAGUUUUAGAAAGUAUAGUGAACUUCAGACAAUUUGAUGGUGCAUAAUAACAAAAAAUACACUUGUGAACGGGAUAAAAAUAUUUGGAGUUGAAACCAGCGAAAAAAUACACGGUAGCGCUGAGCGAUGUCGCUCUCGUAAGCUUUGAAAUCGCACUUGCAAACCCAAUAGAGAGAGCGAUCGGGGGAAAAAAAAUUGCUCCCGUGAUCUUGUGUACAGUAACUAGCUCGGCCAUUCGUCCGCUGUCUUCCCUUCGUGCGUGGGUUAUAACGUGCACGUAAUGUACCAUUCACAUUCACAAUGCUCAGCGCAGUGAGCGCGCUAGUACGGUACGUACGGUAGAUGAAAAAAUGGCAGCCGUGUUUUGCUGCCCUCUACGUUCAAUGAGGUGUGCUUUUAUCAAGGCUUUCCGAUUAGAAUUUUCGAUAUCCUGGCGAAUCAAUGCGAGCGACAAGUUCCGAACGCAAGCACAUAGAUUACAAGCGCAAAGCAGCGGCACAAAUCGCGAUAUAUAGCGACUGGUAAAUACAUCUGUAAGGUUGAUGACGUCAUCCAAGAUGGCAACUUACGUUGACCAACGAAAGAUGACGAUGUUUCGAUAUCAUUUGAAAGGAAUUAGUGGUAACUGUGGUCUAAGGUACGAUACUUCUGAAUUUUAUACAUUUUUUCGUAAAUAUGGAUGUAAUUUCUUUUUCAUAAUGUGACAUUUUAUGUACAAAAAAAUGAUCGGAAAAUCGGGUUUCUGAAUAUUAGAUCUAACGUUACUGCUAAUACGUUGUCUGUACGUACGGGCCUCCAAGGUCUUCAGUCUGUGUAUUGGUAAGUGAGCCAACGCAGUUCAGCGGAACAACCAAAAUACAGAGACUGUUCAGCUUUUGGUCUACUGCCAGGCCUGUCGUGCGUAUGCUGCUCGCUCCGGUCCCCAUCGGAAAGGCUUUGGUGAUCAGUUCAUUUCAGGCUCUAGUCACGUGAAAAAGCAUUCAGCUAUGAGGCACGGGAAAAGUAUUUCGCACCAGAUUGCAUACGCUAAGUUUUGUUUUGAAUUUUGUAUGAGAUUUUUAAUGACCCAGUCCCACAUGCACAUGAAUAAAAGUGUAAUGUAAUAAUGGUAUUCACCUCCCCCCCCCCAACUUAACUAAAGAUUCAUGUAGGGAUUGCAGUCAAUACAUAGGAUUCUAAGGGAAAAGAACACUGCUAUAAAAAAAAUAUCUUGAUGAAAUAAGGUAAUUUUUUUAAAUAUUUAAGCUCAAAAUUAAUAAAAUCGAAUUUGAUGUAGCAAUUUAGCAUGUACAUGUACAAGUAAUUUCACUUGGGCCACCGGGCCUGGUAACCAAGGAGACAUGAGAUUCCACUCAUAAUCCACUGUAUCUUAGUUUUGUAUAUUCAAAGGUAAAGUAAACAUAAUACUGUUCUGGACUUCUGGAGUGAUAUGGAGUCUGGAUCUAUGGUAUUAGCAUAGAGCUAUGGUUUAGACGGCAACACCACGUACCUCGUCGGGGCUUAGUAUGGCCAUAUUUCAUGUACCUCCACAGUCCACUGCAAUCUGUCGUUUUGCAGAAGCUCAUGUGUAUGACACAUUUGAUACCACAUACCAGGCUUUGAAAGUUUCUUGAAACAAAAAUAAAGCUUUUUGUCUCACCUGCAUAGCAGAGUGAGACUAUAGGCGCCGCUUUUCCGACGGCGACGGCGGCGGCGGCGUCAACACCAAAUCUUAACCUGAGGUUAAGUUUUUGAAAUGACAGCAUAACUUAGAAAGUAUAUGGACCUAGUUCAUGAAACUUGGCCAUAAGGUUAAUCAAGUAUUACUGAACAUCCUGCCUGAGUUUCAUGUCACAUGACCAAGGUCAAAGGUCAUUUAGGGUCAAUGAACUUAAACCAUGUUGGGGGAAUCAACAUCAAAAUCUUAACCUAAGGUUAAGUUUUUGAAAUGUCAUCAUAACUUAGAAAAUAUAUGGACCUAGUUCAUGAAACUUAUACAUAAGGUUAAUCAAGUAUCACUGAACAUCCUGCAUGAGUUUCACAUCACAUGACCAAGGUCAAAGGUCAUUUAGGGUCAAUGAACUUUGGCCGAAUUGGGGGUAUCUGUUGAAUUACCAUCAUAACUUUGAAAGUUUAUGGAUCUGAUUCAUGAAACUUGGACAUAAUAGUAAUCAAGUAUUACUGAACAUCCUGUGCAAGUUUUCAGGUCAUAUGAUCAAGGUCAAAGGUCAUUUAGGGUCAAUGAACUUUGGCCAAAUUGGGGUAUUUGUUGAAUUACAGCCAUAAAUUUGAAAGUGUGUUGGUCUAGUUCAUAAAACUUGGACAUAAUAGUAAUCAAGUAUCACUGAACAUCCUGUGCGAGUUUCAGGUCACAUGAUCAAGGUCAAAGGUCAUGUAAGGUCAAAGAACUUUGGCCACGUUGGGGGUAUUUGUUGAAUUGCCAUCAUAUCUCUAUAAGUGUACUGGUCUAGUUCAUAAAACGUGGAAAUAAGAGUAACCAAGUAUCACUGAACAUCUUGUGCGAGUUAUAGUAGUUUUCAAAAUCAGCACUGCUGCUAUAUUGAAUCGCGUGAUGCAGGUGAGACGGCCAGAGGCAUUCCACUUGUUUCUCCUUAGAAUGUUGAAAUAUUGAAUAAGUGUAUCUCACUGUCUUCAUCACUUCAUCUGUUUUUUCUAUCCACAGUAUCCAACAGAAUUGCGCACACGCCUCACAAUAAAAAGAAACUUUUAACAUAAUUCAGCUCUUCACCAAAGAUUAUGUUAGUCGUAUUCAUGGAAUGAUGAAAUUAAACGAUUUCAUGUCAUACCACGUUCCUCAUUUAUUAUGAGCAUUAAGCAUUUGUUCCUAAGGAAACUGCACACCAAAUUAUGCUUAUUUACUAAUCAAAAUCCAUGAGAAGUGUACUCUAUUCUAUUGGAUACUGUACAAAACAUAUUGAAUACCAGCCUUUCAUGUAUUAUUUUACAGUUGUAUAGUAACCUCUCUUUAUCUAUUCUUUCAAAGUUUCAGGAUCACUCACACAGCCACAUAAAAAAUUUGAUAAUCAGAUUUUUCUACAAUAGCACUGAAUAAAGAAAAAUUGCAAUAUAUAUCUAAGUAAAUCAUUCAUUACUUUUAAUAGGAAAAAAAUAGUAGAGAUGGCACAUUAAAUCAAAUGGCAUUAUUGCAAUCAUUACUUUUGUUGGUAAAAGAAAUAAAGAAAUAGUAUGGAUGGCACAUUAAAAUACAACAAACAAUACUUCAAAUUUAACUUGUCUAAAAUGAUAAUAAUUACAAAUGAUAUAUUUCCUUUUUUUUAUUUUAAUAAUGGCUAUAGCAAAUUAAAAAAUGGCUCUUGGAAAUUGAAAAAUGGCUCUUUUUUUUCCCUGGUUGAAACUGAAAGCUCUCGAUUAAACAAGAUAAUUUGUUGGUACUCUUACAUCAGGAUGUGUAAAUAAAGAUCUUACUUGAUUUUGUACUUGUGUAGGUUAUAUAAUUGACAUAAUGGCUAACAAGUUGAUCUUUACUGCAAUAAAAUAAUCAAAUUAUCAUAGAAAUUGUUAGUGUGAAUUCUGAAACUGAAACGGACCUGAAUGAUGGUUAAUGAUCAAUCUUUUUUAACUCGGUCACGCAAUUUUCAUGAAGUGGGGCUUAAAACAAUGAAAGGUAGUUUUUGCUGAAGCCUCUUCAUCAUGCACAUUUGUCAUUUGUCAAGAAUAAUGAUAUUAUUCUUUGUUAUAGUUGAAGCCUCUUCAUCAUGCACAUUUGUCAUUUGUCAAGAAUAAUGAUAUUAUUCCUUGUUAUAGUUGAGAGCAGCAUUUGAUAAAAAGAAAACUUUUGUUGAAAUGACGCCACUUCGCUGAACACUUUCAUGAACAUCGAAGAUGGAUACCUGUACCUUAUGUUUGUUUGCUUGCCUUAUUCUGUGGAAUAAUUGUGUUGGUGUUAAUGCCUUAGGAACGCCCAAGUGUGCUUCCAUUACAAAGACUGUGGCAACGUGCUCUCAUCUGAACCUCACCUCUGUACCUCGGUCCCUACCAAACACCUUAGAAGUACUGGACCUCUCGUAUAACAACCUCACAAUUCUUCACAAUGAGUCCUUGGAAGGGUACAUCCUCCUUCGGAUUCUGAACGUCUCUCACAAUUUCAUCCAUGUCGUCGACAGCGGCACUUUUACAAAUCUCAGCAGACUUGAGAAGAUCAUUUUGAACGACAAUGCUGUGUGCAAUGUCUCCGAAAAUCUGUUUGUGAACAGUCCAAGCAUUUCAACUUUGAUUCUUUCUCACAACAAUUUCUGGAAGAUUCCACGUCUGAAUGGACUUUGUGAUGAUACAUCUUGGACAGGGAGCGCAGGAUUGUCCAAGCUGAGAAAUAUAACCUUGAUUGACUUCUCACACAACAGAUUGACAUCAGUAGAAGAAACAGACUUUGAAUCUUUCAGUAACUGCUCCAUUUACCAAUUCAACUUGGGGGAAAACGAGUUGACACAUUUCCCAAAGAGGGUGUUUUCACGUUUCUCUUGGAUAGAAAAACUCGACGUGAGUUAUAUAAACCUUGGAAAAUUUCAGGUUUCUUCCUUCUUAGGAAUUAAGAAUAAAAGAAUAUCAGUCCAAAGAUCACAGAUUGUUUCUAUCAUUCCUUUGAAUGAUUCUACUAACGUUUCAAGUGAACAGUUCCCCAAAACUAAAAUAUUAAAUUUGAGAUAUAACAACAUUGAAAAGGUCCCUGAUUUUGCCUUCUUGGGAUUCAAGUACCUGGAGUUCCUUGCUCUUACUGAAAACAGAAUAUAUGAUAUGUCAAACAAAUCUUUCUGUGGAAUGAGAAUGCUGGAAACAUUGCAUUUGUCUCAAAACAAUAUCAAAGGUCUUCUGCGUGGGGCUUUCACUUGUCUUGGAAAUUUGAAAUAUAUCAACUUGGCAAUGAAUAGCUUGUACACCCUAGAUCCUGCAUGGUUUGCAGGUUGCACAUCACUCAGAUAUCUGGAUCUAUUCAGAAGCGACAUUAGUAAAAUAGAACAUGGUUCCUGGAACACCACAAAUUUGCAGAUACUUAACUUGUCAUUUAAUAAUCUGAAGUAUAUUUUGAGACUCAUGUUUACGGGCCUGUCUCGCUUGAAGAUUUUGAGACUGGAAGGGAAUAAACAACUUAACAAUAUUUCCAAUGACACUUUUAGAGAGAUGACAGCUCUCACUACUCUUACAAUGGAGGACAUUAGCGGGGUUUUUCUGGAUGAUACUCUUGCAGAGAUGAGGAACCUUGUCUUCUUGGACUGUUCUUACAUUUCUUCCCAUGGGGUAAAGUUUGCUUCCAUGCAUCAGUUUACACACACCCCUGCAUUGAAAAUUUUAAAUGUGUCUCACUCAAAUAUUGAAUAUCAUGAUUUGGUGAACAAGGAAACUAAAGAAUCGUUAUUCGAUGGGUUGAUAUCACUCCACACUCUCAGAUUGAGCGGGAAUAACCUCUUGGUGACUUUGCCCAACGUGUCCUGGAUGUUUUCUCCUCUACAGCAGAUGAAGUUACUUGACCUAACUUCUUGUUCAUUGGCUACAAUCACAUCACUGGUUUUCAAGAAUUUGACUGGACUGGAAGUGCUCAGGCUAAAUUCCAAUAAGAUUGUGAAUAUUUCUAAACAUGCAUUCCAGAAUUUGCACCAUCUGCAUGAUCUGCUUCUCCAAUACAACAAACUAAGAUCAAUAGAUAAGGACUUGUUCAAAGGCACAAGAAGUCUAAAACGACUCUACCUACAGAACAAUCAGAUAUUUACAAUCACAGCUGAUAUGACUAUGCCGCCCCCUUUGAUCAGUCUAGCAAUUUCAGGAAAUCCAUUCACCUGUAACUGUCAGCUGUCUUGGUUUAUGAAUUGGCUUCGUACCACCAAUGUGUCUUUGGGAUAUGAGGAAGAAAUUCUCUGUUCUAGUAAUUCAUUCAGUGGGCUUCAUGACAAGCCAGUUUGGUCAUUUCAUCCAGAAGAAUACUGCGACAUCAACAUCAUCCUAGUUUCUUGUGUUAGUAUUGCCAUUGUUGGAGUCGCCUUUCUUUCUCUUUUGGUGUAUUACAAGCGCUGGUGGUUCAACCACAAGAUUUUUCUUCUAAAACUAGCCGUCAUUGGCUAUGAUGAAAUCACAGACGAUGCUGAUCCAGAGGACUAUGAAUACCAGCUUAACAUCAUGUUCCAUGAUGAUUAUGCCCAGUGGGUUAAUGAAAUCUUGAGACCUGCACUUGAAGAAAGGAUGCCUCAUCUGCAGAAAGUAGCCUUUGGAGAUGAAGCCCUUCAUCCAGGGAUGUACUAUCUCAAUGCCUUAUAUCAUAAUCUUGAUAACAGCUUCAAGACAGCAUUGUUGAUAAGUAAUGAGUCAGUGGAUGAUGCUUGGUUCAUGACCAAGCUACGAAUGGCCGUUGAGCAUGUGAACGACACCAAGUUGGACAAAAUCAUCUUGAUUUUCCUGGAGGACAUCCAGGAAGCAAAUUUACCAUAUCUUGUAAGACUCUUGCUAAGUAGGAACAAACCUUAUUUGUUAGUCACAGAAGAUGAAGAUGGUCAAGAGUUGUUUUGGGCUCAGUUUGAAAAAGAAAUGAGGGCAAACAAGGUUAUCAACAGUGUUAUUCCAAUUUAAACAUUCAAGAUUUCAAUGAGUUGCUGUUGAUAUUGGGUUCCUGAAGGGCUUGUGUUUGGUUCCAAUUUGAUUUAUGUUUAUUCAGAAUUUAAUUGAAUUUAUUUCAUUUCAUAUCUUCACUUUUUUUAUGCCUGUCCUAGACGGGACGUAUUAUGGUAUCACGCUCGGUGUCCGUCCAUUGAUCCGUCCGUUAACUUUUCCUUGUAAAUGCGAUAACUUCAGUUUGACCUAACCUAGGCUCAUAUAAUUAGGUUUGUAUGAUACUAGCAUCCCAGGAAGCCUAUUGAUUUUGAGGUCAAAAGGUCAAGGUCACAGUGACAUGUUUUUAUCUUACCCUUCUGCAGUCAUUGUAAAGAAAUAACUUCAGUUUAACUGAACCUAGGCUCAUGUAAUUUGGUGUGUAUGAUACUAGCAUGGAUCCCAGGAAGUCAAUUGAUUUUGAGGUCAAAAGGUCAAGGUCACAGUGACAUGUUUUCAUCUUACCCUUCUGCAGUCAUUGUAAAGCAAGAACUUCAGUUUAACUGAACCGAGGCUCAUGUAAUUUGGUGUGUAUGAUACUAGCAUGGAUCCCAGGAAGUCAAUUGAUUUUGAGGUCAAGAGGUCAAAGAUCAAGGUUACAGUGACAUACUUUCAUUUUACCCUUCUUAAGUCCUUGUAAACGCGAUAACUUCAGUUUAACUUAACCUAGGCUCAUAUAAUUUGGUUUGUAUGAACUAGCUUGGAUCCUAAGAAGCCUAUUAAUUUUUAGGUCAAAAGGUCAAGUCGCCACCUUUCACUUUUCUUGCUUUACCAAUAACUCCAUUUUCCGCGUUACAGGCGGGUGUAUUUUGUGCACGCCCUAGCGACAUUCUUGUUUAACAUAAAAAUCAAAAAUACAAAAUAUGAAUACAAGAAAAAUUAGAUUAAUCAAUAUACAAAUCAGAAUUUUUACAUACAGUUUCAGAAAAUGAUGAUAUUCUGUUAUUAUGAAGCAAAUCAGAAACAUUAGAUGUCACUAUGAACUAGUGGUUGGUUUUCGUGGUAAUUCUUGUCUCGCCUGCAUAGCAGAGCGAAACUAUAGGCGCUGCUUUUCCGAACGGCAGCGGUGUCGACACCAAUCUUAACUGAUGGUUAAGCUUUUGAAAUGACAUCAUAACUUAGAAAGUAUAUGGACCUAGUUCAUGAAACUUAGACCAAAGGUUAAUCAAGUAUUACUGAACAUCCUGCCUGAGUUUCAGGUCACAUGACCAAGGUCAAAGGUCAUUUAGGGUCAGUGAAGUCAACAAUCUUAACCUAAGGUUAAGUUUUUGAAAUGUCAUCAUAACUUAGAAAGUAUAUGAACCUAGUUCAUGAAACUUGGACUAAAGGGUAACAAAGUUAUUGGAUGGCUCAGAAUGGAAUUACAGAAAUAUGCCAAGAAGUAGGGGAAAUAAUCGCAGAUGAGUGGAAUAAAGGCCCUAUCAAGUGGAAUAUUUGUGGUAUUCCAUGAAAUAAAGCCAUCCAUUAUAAUUAUUAUCUAUCCCACCCCCCCCCCC
Molecule: messenger RNA, 8193 nt
Organism: Lytechinus pictus (painted urchin)
Lineage: Eukaryota; Metazoa; Echinodermata; Echinoidea; Temnopleuroida; Toxopneustidae
Product: toll-like receptor 3
Exons: 1
Coding region: 3950-6679 (909 amino acids)
Biological process (GO): signal transduction
Molecular function (GO): protein binding
Source: RefSeq, a predicted model, not a curated record